AUUUAUCAGGCCAGUUAUCUGUUGAAAUUUUAGUAAUAACUAAUGUUAUAACAAGCACCGUUAAGAACUGACAGAAAGUUACUAGCGAUGCAAGCGAGGAAGAAGAGGACAAAGCCCCGGAAACCUGGCAAAAAACCAGAGCCUCACGGACGUGGAGGCGGCUCUCAGCCGGGUCAGGCAGAGUCUCCCCUACCAGAGCAGGAUGAAGAGAUCUUGGGCUCAGAUGAUGAUGAGCAGGAGGACCCCAACGACUACUGCAGGGGUGGAUAUCACCAUGUGAGGAUUGGAGAUCUGUUCAAUGCAAGAUACCAUGUGAUCCGUAAGCUUGGCUGGGGUCACUUCUCCACUGUGUGGCUGGCCUGGGACAUACAGGAAAAGCGCUUUGUGGCCAUGAAGGUUGUAAAAAGUGCUGAACAUUACACUGAGACUGCUCUGGAUGAAAUCAAGCUGCUGAAAUCAGUGAGAAAUACAGAUCCCAGUGACCCCUACAGAGAGAGAGUUGUGCAGCUACUAGAUGACUUCAAAAUUUCUGGCAUGAAUGGAACUCAUGUGUGUAUGGUCUUUGAAGUGCUUGGGUACCACCUGCUGAAGUGGAUUAUUAAGUCAAAUUAUCAAGGGCUGCCUUUGCCCUGUGUUAAAAGCAUCAUACGACAGGUUCUGCAAGGUUUAGACUAUCUCCACACCAAGUGUAAGAUCAUACACACAGACAUCAAACCGGAGAACAUUCUGCUGACUGUCAAUGAGCCCUACAUCAAGAAGAUGGCUGCUGAAGCUACUCAGUGGCAGAAGAGUGGCACCGCGCCUCCCUCGGGCUCUGCAGUGAGUACAGCCGCAGCUUCCAAACCAAUGGCCAAAAUGUCAAAGAACAAAAAAAAGAAGAUGAAGAAAAAGCAGAAAAAGCAGGCUGAGAUGCAGGAAAAGAGGAUCCAGGAGGGAGGAGCAAUACCCGACAAUCGAGAAGAGGAGGAUGAUGAGGAGACGACGGAAAACACUGAAGAUACAUCAUCCUCAGCCACUCUUUCUAUGUCUGCCACACUGCAAGACAUUGCUAGCCAUACUAAUGCAGACUCGACUCCUGAGGAGGAGCCUGCUCACACAUCAGGGCAAAAUGAACAGAGGGAGGAUGUGGCCAAUGAGGAGAACAGGAUGGAAGUCAACUGCAAUGGCCACGUCUCCACACCGGAGAAAGAGACCAGUCUAGAGGUUCAAGGGACCGAGCAGGAUACAGAGGAACGGGAGGACCAACAGAAUGCAAACCAACCAGACAGCAACAAAGAGACCUGCAACAGAGAAGAGCAGCCAUCCUGUAACGGAAACUCUGAUACCAACCUGCAACAACUCCAUCCUUCCCUCAGUCCAGAUUCUGUCAAUGUAGAGCUAAAAGAGGGAGACAAGACAGAAGAGGAGAUGGACACUCUAAAGGAGACCAAAAGAGAAAAAGAAGAAGAGAACAGCGAGAAUGGCGCAUCAGGCAGUAUGUUAGUAAACCCCCUGGACCCUCUCAAUGCUGAUAAAUUGCAGGUUAAGAUUGCUGACCUUGGCAAUGCCUGCUGGGUGCAUAAACAUUUCACAGAUGACAUCCAGACACGGCAGUACCGUUCUCUUGAGGUGUUGAUGGGAGCCGGCUACAGCACACCGGCAGAUAUCUGGAGCACAGCCUGCAUGGCCUUUGAGCUAGCUACUGGAGAUUACCUGUUUGAACCCCACUCUGGAGAAGACUACUCCAGAGAUGAAGAUCACAUAGCGCUGAUCAUCGAGCUGCUAGGCAAAGUCCCUCGGAAGCUGAUAUUGGCAGGCAAAUACUCCAAGGAGUUUUUCACCAAGAAAGGCGACCUUCGGCACAUCACCAAAUUGAAGCCUUGGGGUCUGUUUGAUGUCCUGGUAGAAAAGUACGAGUGGUCCAAAGAGGAGGCCCACUCUUUCAGCAGCUUCCUGCUGCCCAUGCUGGACCUGGUGCCUGAAAGGAGAGCCACCGCAGCCCAGUGCCUGUCCCAUCCAUGGCUCACAUCCUAGAGGCUGCCUAUACACACACACUGCUUCAUAUUGUGAAAGGAUAUAUUAGGUUUGAAGGGCCGAAGCUUGAAAACAUACAGUAAGCAAAUACUUAGAUUUCUGUACGAGCCUGUGAUUCCAUCGUGCCUGUAGCCUGUUGUCAUGGCUCUCACAGGUCUAUCUACACACACCUGGAAGCAUUGAGACAAUAGAAAGACUGUUGUUGAAGCUUUGUUCAGUUAAGGAAGAAGGCUAAAACAAGCUUAAAGUGCUCUCUCAGUAUUUGUCUUUUUCUUUUUUUUAACUGGCUGCAUAGAGCUUAACGAUCUUACUUUCUCUUUUUUGCUGGCUCCAGCGCUUUCUCUUCUGCACAUUAUUUUUUUUUGUAUUUUAGACAUAGCAUAUUGUCAGGUUAAAAGGGGAUUGCACUUUUCUAAUAAUGCUGAAGGGUGCAGGAUGCUAACAGAGUCAUAAUAAUGACUAUCAGAGCCACAUUUGAUUAUCACAUAGAAGCCAAAUUUGUCUGUUUGCUAGUCAUCAUGUUAGGUGUACCAGCUUUCAUGCCUUUAAACAGUGUGCAAAAGUGCAAAGUUGAUAACUACAUAUUGCUUACUGGAAUGAAGAGCAGCUAGCAGCUUUUAAAGCACUGUUGUCUAAUAACUUUUUACAUUUCUAUACAGAUGCAGUUCAGACAUUGUGCACAUGGUAAGAUGAAUUCAGAAUCACUCUGAUAGCCAAAGUUUUCUCUCAUUUUCUUGUUAAAAGUAUUUUUAGUUUCAGCAUUAUUUUAUGUUGUCCUAAGAUAAGUACUUGAUAUAUUAUAAUGUGAACAAAAAUCAUACCCCUUCUCUUUUUCAUGCAUGAGGUGGCCAAAUGCUUUUUCAUACCUCGGGUUGCUUUUUGCCUAAUAAAUUUAAUUCCUGCAUUAACAGUUGAAUGCAGCUAUAUGAGUAUCCACAUCGAGUGUACAGAACAGUGUACCAAAGAGUUGGACUUUGGUUUCUCUUUUUCUGAGCUUGAAACUGACAGGUUGUACAGAGUGAGGACACAGUCUGAAAAGGUUUGAGUAAAUGUUUUUUUUUUUUUUGGAGUCAUGUUUGAGUGAAAGGUCAGUCUUUGUUUUUCAGGUGUACAAAAGUUUCUGCUUCACAAGAAGGUGCUGGAUGUGAAAAUCAUAGAUUGUACUUGAUACAUUUAUUGUAAUAUUCCUUUCAGUCUUAUCUGAAACAUUUUGCUUGUUUUUCUAUGAAGGCUCUAUGUUCAUGUCUCCUCAUUUGUUUUUUUUUUUUUUUCUGUAGGCAGUAAGAAUAAAUAAUU
Molecule: messenger RNA, 3309 nt
Organism: Archocentrus centrarchus (flier cichlid)
Lineage: Eukaryota; Metazoa; Chordata; Actinopteri; Cichliformes; Cichlidae
Gene: srpk1b
Product: SRSF protein kinase 1b
Exons: 16
Coding region: 88-2013 (641 amino acids)
Biological process (GO): regulation of mRNA processing; peptidyl-serine phosphorylation; spliceosomal complex assembly
Cellular component (GO): nucleus; cytoplasm
Molecular function (GO): protein serine/threonine kinase activity; ATP binding
Source: RefSeq, a predicted model, not a curated record